Molecule: messenger RNA, 3062 nt
Organism: Trichoplusia ni (cabbage looper)
Lineage: Eukaryota; Metazoa; Arthropoda; Insecta; Lepidoptera; Noctuidae
Gene: sns
Product: nephrin-like
Exons: 16
Coding region: 79-2550 (823 amino acids)
Biological process (GO): cell-cell adhesion
Molecular function (GO): protein binding
Source: RefSeq, a predicted model, not a curated record
UACUGUGACGCGGCAUCCAGCAACCCUCCAGCUACUCUGUCCUGGUGGAGAGAUGGAAUACCUGUGCAAGGUCUCCCAAUGCAACUGAAGAAAGGUCUGCACGGAGGCACUGUAUCCACGAUCGAACUGAAACUGAACAUCACUAAGGACCUGAAUGGCGCCGUCUACACCUGCCAAGCUAUGAACGAGGCCUUACAACGGAGUGUCCACGAUGCAUUGUCUUUGAAAGUCUUGUAUGCACCUAUAUUCGACGAGACUACCCCCUACACGACAGUGGGGGUAGAAAACGAACCUCUCAUCAUAGUCUUAAGGGCUGAUGGAAACCCUGGCAGCAUCACUUACACAUGGACUAAAGAUGGUCUUCCGAUCACACAGUCUUCAUAUAGUACAGGGAAUGACAGGAUCAUUUCGGAAGGCAGCAUGUUGAACAUGACGAGGCUGACGCGGCAUGACGCCGGUAUUUACACCUGCGAGGCGGUUAAUUCUCAGGGUGCUGCCGUCGCGAAUAUCAGCGUCUCCGUGCACUAUCCUGCUGGUAUAAAGUCGGUGUCUCAGAGUGAAGUAUCCAGCCCCAAUACUGAUGCUACUUUAUACUGUACGGCUACUGGAAACCCACUGACAGCGGACAACAUUCGCUGGGAACGUGAAGGAUACAAAAUCAACCCGAACCACGUGACCUUUGAACCUAGGAACAUGACUAGCAGCCUAGUAAUAAAACAGGCGAAGAGAGAAGAUGUAGGGAACUUUCAGUGUGUGGUAGACAACGGUAUAGGCAGUGAGACGAGAAAGGAUGUGAUGUUGGUAGUGAGGUUUAAGCCGGAGUUGGACAGUUCACCAAGCUUGAUGAAGUCAGCGUCGAACGUCGGUCAAGUUGGAAGGUUGACGUGCAAAUGCAAAGCCGCCCCAGCACCAAACUUCACUUGGUCCAAGAACGGUGCCAAGUUACCAGUCAACACAUCCACAAAAUACUUCGCCGAGUACCACAAACUGGAUGCCGUGACCUACACGUCAGUGCUCCUCAUUAAUGACGUCAGUUCCUCAGACUAUGGAAGCUAUGAAUGUGGUUCCAGAAACGAUUUGGGCUUUUCUACUACCUCCGUCAAAUUGGAUAUUACUAGUGCACCUGAUCAAGUAAUAUCUCUAAUGGUGACGAAUAUAACCCACAACACGGUGACGUUGCAGUGGGUGCCUGGAUUCGAUGGUGGUCUGCCAUCUUGGUAUAGAAUACGUUAUAGGAGAAUCUUUGAAGAAUCAUACAAAUAUGAAGAUGUAGUACCAAGAAACGCGACCACAUUUACCAUCGGAGGUCUCGAAAGGAGUACCGACUAUGUUUUCUCUGUAAUGGCUAUCAACAAAAUUGGUCAAAGCAAGUAUCGGCCUGAUGAUACUAAAGUUACUACACUGACAUCAUCAGAAGUAGGCGAACUAAACGUAGUGUCAACUGAAUAUGUAGAAACAGCUGAUGUAUCAAAGUCUGUUGUUAUUUACGUUUCGAUAACUGGCGUUGUAUUAGUAUUGAUAAACGCUGCUUUAGUUGCCUGCUUCGUGUUCAAAAGACGUUCACGACGUCUCAAAGAACAAGCAGGCCAGGCUUCCAAAUCAGCCACUAUAGAGAUGUACGCGCCAUCAUCAUACAAUGACACAAUGACUGGAGAAACCUUAAGCUCGGUGUCGGAGAAGUCAGAAACCUAUUCUCAAGAUGAAGGGGUUGAUGACCGACAGCCUCCACCGAUACCUGAGGUCCCGUCGAUGCCGACCAGGCAUAUGCUGUCGCAGACAACGGACGCCUUCCUAAUGGAUGACCAGGGCCUGGUCAUCCCUCCCCCGCUGGACUAUCCCCCGCCGAACUACGCGGUGUAUGAUGGAGGCGACCACGCGCGGACACUUCCGCAUCCACAUCGACAUAAGGAUAUCAGUGGACACAGUACCUUGGGAAGGAGUGCUGGUAAGACUAACUACGUGCCGGCCCCGAGCCCGAUGCCGCCGUUGGAUGGAUCCUAUUACAAUAUGGCCUCCGAUAGGUACCUGUCUUAUCCACCACUCAUCGGAGAAUAUUUGCAGCAGCAACAAGGCCGCACUCCAACUCCCCCUCAGCAGUACGGCGGACAGCUUCCCAAGCCUCAUCUGAUGAACGGCGGCCUGCCAGUAGGAUCACCCUCCCACAUGGCGAGCCCACCACACAGCUACGCGAUGGAUGACAGACAAUCAGCUGGAGGCACUCUAAGGAGGCAGCGGUUGGACAAGAUGGCCGCCGUCCCGCCGCCUGACGUCACAGUCCUGCAUCAGGGUAAUUGUGCACAGCAUCUAGUCCAAACGCCAGCGCCAAAGCAGCCACAGUCCAUAUUGAAAGACCCAUCGCGUCACAAAUACGGGAACCAGUACGGCAGCCCGAUAUCCACAAGUACUCCACAAAACUCGAGUCAGAUCCUCACAGUGCAAAACCUGACGUCUGACGUCCCACAGUACGGAACCAUCAAAAAAGAGAACAAGAAACAAAACGUCACCAUCGACGAAUCAUUCAACAAAAGAAGUGAGACACACGUUGUCUAAAAAACUAAGUGACAAGUGACUAAAAAAAAGUGCAAACUGACUAAACAAAAUUGUAAAGUGGCUAUGAGUGUAAGUGAAGUGUAAAUAAGGACUAGAUAAAAUUGUAGAUAGAUUUAUAAUAAUUGAAUGUGAUACAUGAACGAACUCUUAUUCGACUAGUGUCCGUUUCGUAGAUAGUUUUGACAAUGUUGCCUAAAUUAGUAUUUGGGCUAGUCGGGUUGUAUUAAAAAAAGUUCGACUGACUUAUCAAUAUCGUAAUAGGUAAUACGUCCAAACGACAUAGGUGAACAAAAAAAAUAUGAUUUUUUUCAAUGUCCAAUUGUAAAAUCAUUUUUAGAUAAUACAUUUAGGAGUUAAUGUACGAUUUUAUUAAUUUUUCAUUUGUUUGAAGGCUGGAUCUUUGUUGUUCGACAAUUUGUUGUUGAUUUAUGAAAAUGUGCUUAGUGUUUGAGUAUGAAGGUCUAAAAUUGAAUUUACCUUAAUCUGAUAUUGUGUGACAAAAAGCUGUCGCU